AUGGCGCUCAAGAAGAAGAUUGUUUCUCGUCCCAGACCCACCGUCGCCGCUGCUCAGAGUUCGUUGCCAGCUUCGGUCACCGACAGUGUUGCAGUCUCGGCCGCUGCCAGUUCUUCUCGUCGAUGUUAUCAUCUCUUGCAUCCUGCAUCUGUUUUCUUCUGGGGGACACAGGCGAUGACUGUUAAGACGCUGAACCAGAAAAAUAGGAUCAAUGUGGUGCGGCAUUUUUGGGAAUGUAAUGGCAUUAAAAGUGCAAUUGAUGCAGUGGUGAAAUUACCUGACUACUCUGUUCAGGUUGAUGUAAUUAGUGUUCUCCUGGAAAAAGUCGACCUCUUCACACUUGAUAUUUUCUCAUGCUUGCUGCCUCUGCUUUUAGGCUUACUAAACAGCAAAGCUGACAGGCAUGUUACUGUCUCCUUGGAACUGCUGUUUGAGCUCGUUAAAAGAUUUGGACAAAUUAUACAAUCAACCAUCUCAGCUUCUUCAUCAGUAGGAGUUGAUCUUCAGGCGGAGCAGAGAUUGGAGCGUUGUAAACAAUGUUACACGUAUUUGCUAAAGAUAAAGCAAAUUCUCUCCUUGCUUAUCAGGUAAGAAAUAGAUGAAACAGCAUAUAUUUUUUAAG
This is a messenger RNA of Asparagus officinalis (garden asparagus), 622 nucleotides long. RefSeq names its product katanin p80 WD40 repeat-containing subunit B1 homolog. Gene Ontology annotation, cellular component: katanin complex. The record is from RefSeq and is a predicted model, not a curated record. The transcript has 6 exons. Gene Ontology annotation, molecular function: microtubule binding. Lineage: Eukaryota; Viridiplantae; Streptophyta; Magnoliopsida; Asparagales; Asparagaceae. The coding region runs from base 1 to 591 and encodes 196 amino acids. Gene Ontology annotation, biological process: microtubule depolymerization.